This is a messenger RNA of Aureobasidium uvarum, 234 nucleotides long. The record is from the annotation of a GenBank genome assembly. Lineage: Eukaryota; Fungi; Ascomycota; Dothideomycetes; Dothideales; Saccotheciaceae.
AUGCACCUCACCUCCCUGACCUUCCUCCUGGCGUUCCUCCUUGCCCUCACCAACGCCUCUCCUACACCACUCUCUCCCGCUACCAACAUGCGCACACCCUUUAGUUCGCAAUACCGCCACCUUUUUGUCAGACAAGCCGGCUGUAACCAAGCACAAUGCGACCAAUGUAGAAACAAUGCCGGGUGCACUGCCGGCACCCCUGCUUGGUAUGUUUCCCCAUUCGGGCUCUCGUGA